Molecule: messenger RNA, 675 nt
Organism: Knipowitschia caucasica
Lineage: Eukaryota; Metazoa; Chordata; Actinopteri; Gobiiformes; Gobiidae
Source: the annotation of a GenBank genome assembly
AUGGAUCUGGGCUGCCCGCGUCAACAAAAUAAGAUGGAGGAGAAUCCCAGAUCUCUUAACCUUGACAAAUACAGAAUUUCAUUUAAAUCAUACACUUCGGAAUAUCAGAACCAGCCCUCGGGUUCAACUUCAAUUGGAGCCAUUGCUUCAUCUACAGUUGGACUGUCAGAGAAUGAACCACAGCCAGGCAAUGAUAGUUUGAGAAAACUGUUGAAGGAAAAAGCCCCAAAUCUCCUCUUGGAGUUCGAAUCAUCAGGCAGUCUUUCCAUCACGUCACGAAAACUGCUUGUUAAAGUAUCUGUGAGCCAUCUCGUGGAACAGAAGGGAUUCUAUCCCUCAAAGGAUGACAAAAUACUUCUGGCUAGAAGUAUAGUAACAGUCUUUCCCUCGCUAAAGAUAAACUACCAGGAAAAAAAUGAAGGAUUUGAGCAUUUCUUUGACCCAGUUUCCCAUUGUGGAACACGUCUCUCUCGUGAAAAGGACGAGAUGACUUUCCUCGUCCCGUCACCCGAGCCUCCGCGGAGCCCCUUACCCCCUGCCCCUCGCCUCUCGCCCCCGUCCGGACGCAGGGGUGGAGAGGGCCCGGGAGCUGGGCAUCUCCUGGGGCUGUAUCUGAUGUCGGCUGCUCAGGAUGUGAAGCGACUAUUAAUCCCCUCAUCGAUUCACUUGUGGUGA